AUGCCACUGACCGAAAAAGACGUCCAGGUUUGCGCCGGGGUCAUCCUCGUCGACAAUGGCGACUCAGCGCUCGAAAACGGCAAAGCUGGUGUAAACCCAUUCCCCGUCGAAGUAUGGCUCGAGGUAUUGAAGCAACGCCCACCGCUACGGCCGGCGAUGGCGGCUGCUCUACCUUUCACCAUUGCGGAACUCCAAGCUGCGAUGAGGACGACCGGACCCCUUUACGCCGCUCAAGUCCAGGCAUUGGCUCAGGCAAAAGGCCAAGCGGGCUUUCGGCGCACUGGACACGUGGUUUCCACAGAUCACUACGCUAGUCCGACCCCAACCCGUCCCCCAAGAGCUAUGGGAGGCAUAGAAACGCCGAUGAGUCUGGCGUUGCCACCGAUGCCCGCCAGUACUCCGGUGUCCUACGCUCCUCACCCAAAUUUGGAUUUUACGGAAAGUCCCACUCCACUGUAUUGUGGAGAGGCAGUCGUCACACAGUCUUCAGGGAAAACGAUGUGGGAGCCUAAGCAUCAGCCAGACCGAGUGGCGGUAGUAACAAACUCGUGGCACACCAAAAGAGCACCGCAUACAUGUGCGGGCCUAGCUCUCCUUUCACCUGCUUCCUUUGACAUUGGCUUGACAUGGAGCUGGGACAAGAAGGGGCGACCGAAAGCCAAAAAGAGGAAGGCAAACGGUGGUCCGGAACCGCAAUCAAAGCCUCUCAAAACGUUUCGUCGCUGUGUAUUCUUCGUACCGCACUUGGACAUUGGCAACAUUUCGACCGGAACCCAGGAGGCGCUCACAAAGCACAGGUACAAGGUAGGUGUGGACUUCACCGAGGGAUGGGGAUACAACGAGAUAUACGGCGCUAUCAGUGCAGCGUUUCGCCAUCUUCCAGAUUUCCCUUGGGCAUUCGAAUUCUCACAACGUAGGCAUCAGAAUAUCAGUCCGCUCGGCUGGCAGCCAAACGAUGUUAAGUGGGACAUUUUCUGGGAAUAUGCAAAGAAGAUAGACAAAAAAUCCUUUCGGACAAAGAAGAUUUGGGAAGCCUUUGAGAUUAUGCACUACAACGACAUUCAGUCUGAUCCUGUCAAGAGCGCUGCCAUGGGGCCUCCCAUUGAGUCGGACUCGGAUGGUGAGACGGCCGACUUCACUAACAUGAUGCAAGGCAUUAUCCCCGCCGUGGGCCGCAGCAGGGCUGGGGCCAUAAAUGGAAAGGGAAAGGGGGGAUUGCCAGAGGACGAAACGGAGACGUCUGAAGCCCUGCGUGGGCCGAAAUGUGGCGCAUGGAACAUCUCCCCUAGGAAACCCCACCUGGCCUACAUACGGGAAUCGCCGAAUCGGGAGCUCCGCCAUCUGGCAUUCCCAAACAUACCUCUUUACGUGCCUGCUCGUUCGCCUUCACCUCCUGAUGAUGCAUUUUUAAUCCCAUUGCCUCCAACCUCGGAGGAAGUCAGACGAAAGAUAGCGGAGGAGAACGCAAGGCCCUUCGAGAAACUACCGGUCAACCAGUGUGUAAGCAUGUUUCUUAAGGAGCAAACCGGCUACUACGACAAGACUGACAAAGAUUUGCGUUUUUACAAAAAGGGAAGAGAGGGCGCUCUCCAGUUUCUUCAGGACCUGAUGGAUGUUGGGAACGGCGGAAGAUGUGUAGAUGACGGCGGUGCACACGCAGCUGCAAUGGCUUACCAGAAUUGGUUAUGCUUUCCAGGCAUGGGGUUCGCCCGGGGGCACUUUCCUAACGAGCGCAUUUCAGAGGCAUAUGCUUGGUGUCCCAAUGCGGUGGAACAAAGGAGUGUGCCAGCGACGUCCAGCGGCACCGUCCAGGAUACGCAGUCCGUCUUCGGUGGAUAUGCUGGCAGUACCGGCAUGCGCCACAUGUAUGGGACAAGAUCGCAGACCAAGCGACGGGUCAAACCGCCAUCCCUCCCUGCUGACGCCUCGAAGUACGUUAAGGCGCCUGAAUCUUAUGAUCUGACCUUACCGACGCCGAAACCAAAUGAACUGCUGGCCUGUGAACCCAGUAGCGGCGCGCCCGCAGUGCCCUCCACCCAAGACAAGAUCCGUUUCCCUUUCUACCAUACGCGUGAUGCGGAAGACCUGUUUUCUGGGAGCAUUGCAGAGUCAACCGGCAAGGACCUUGGCGACGAAGUAACUCGUAGUGAAUCGGUAACGCUCCCGAAUGGUCGAAUAAAGAAUUCAGUGGCGGAUGCUGUCUGGGCCCGGUGCACGGACGUAAAGAACGCCACGUUUAAGCCAUCGUUCAAUUUCGUGGGCGAGGACGGCAUGGAUGCGGAGUUUCGCAUCGGGGGCGGUCUCACCAAGGAAGCUUUCCAGAUUGCCAUCAAGACUUUCACUGUAGAAACCGACCCUCACUGGGAAGGUGCACAGGGCCUCCUUCCGGUAUCCGGCAUCCCGGCAGCAAACCUGGACUUCAGGGGGUUCGGGGGAUUGUUGGCUCACUCUGCAUUGCACGGCAAUGUGUUUCCAGAGACCCUCUCACCCAUCCUGAUCAAUGUUCGCUGUCAUCCGGAAAAUGAAAUGUCCUGCCGGUUUAUCUCACCAAAGAUGAUAUCAUGUUUCAACCGCUCCCUUGGAUGGGUUGUGGAGGUUCUUACGGACUACCGGAUGGACGACAUGGCGAUCGACUCAGGCCCCGCGUUGACUCCUGCACAAAAGAGAGCAAAAGUCAAGGAAGAAGUCACUACGUUGUGCCAGCAUUUCGGUUACCCCAUCGAAGCGGAAUGGGACAAGCCCGUCGCUUUUGCUCAAGAUCUAACCAAACAUGUCUUGUACACCUGUCGUCGCCCAGCCAUCCAUCAGAUCAAGGAAGGGAUCGCUUCGGUCGGGAACUUCGUCUCUGGCACGCCAUGCGCGGUAUUGUUUCAUCUAUUCAAUUGGCGUCUGGACGUCGACCAGCUGUUCCAGAAGAUUGUGUAUUUGCCUCCCAUUGUUGAUUGCCGUAAAGAGGAAAAGACAGAACUAGUGAAGGGAUGGUUUCGCAUGGCGCUCAAUGCACCUAGAAGGGGCAUGUCUCGGCGUGACCUGCUGUUCUUCUGGACGUCAAGCCGUGCACUGCCGCUGAAGGACAGGAUAGUUGUGGAUAUCGCUCAGCACGAAGGGGAUCGUUUGCCUUCGUCUCGUACUUGCAGCGACACGUUGGAGCUGCAUCUAGGUUUCCGAGAUGCGGGCCACCUAGCGGAUCGCUUGUGGUAUGCAGUGUGGCUAUCCAAAGAUGGAGGGUUCCAAAUUCCAUAG
Molecule: messenger RNA, 3243 nt
Organism: Fimicolochytrium jonesii
Lineage: Eukaryota; Fungi; Chytridiomycota; Chytridiomycetes; Spizellomycetales; Powellomycetaceae
Exons: 10
Coding region: 1-3243 (1080 amino acids)
Molecular function (GO): ubiquitin-protein transferase activity
Source: RefSeq, a predicted model, not a curated record